AUGGAAGAUAAGGUUAAGUUGAUUAUGGACCAUUUAAAGGUUACUUUUGAUCGGAAAAAAUCUUAUGAUGAUCUGAAAUAUCGGGCGAUUGAAUAUGUUGUAGGUGAUUUUAUGUUCUUGAAGGUUUCAUCUUGGAAGAAGGUGUUGAAUUAUGGGCAUAUGGGUAAGCUUAGUUCGAGGUUUAUAAGGCCGUAUGAGGUGUUGGAACACAUUGGUCCUGUUGCAUAUCGUCUUAGGUUGCCAUAUAAGCUCGAGUGUAUUCACGCUGUGUUCCACGUGUGGAUGUUGCGUAAGUAUCGGUCGGAUGCUUUUCAUGUCAUUAUGAUGAGCGAUGUUGAGGUUCAUAACAACCUUUCAUAUGAGGAAGAACCGAUUAAUAUUUUAUCUAGUGAUUUGAGUGUGCUUCGAAACAAGUCCAUUCUUCUAGUGAAAGUGUUGUGGCAUAACCACAAUACAUAA
This is a messenger RNA of Hibiscus syriacus, 459 nucleotides long. RefSeq lists its product as uncharacterized. Bases 1 to 459 code for a protein of 152 amino acids. NCBI's taxonomy places the organism in Eukaryota, Viridiplantae, Streptophyta, Magnoliopsida, Malvales, Malvaceae. The transcript has a single exon. The record is from RefSeq and is a predicted model, not a curated record.